This is a messenger RNA of Micropterus salmoides (largemouth bass), 622 nucleotides long. It is a transcript of the gene pierce1, whose product is annotated as chromosome unknown C9orf116 homolog. The record is from RefSeq and is a predicted model, not a curated record. The transcript has 3 exons. Gene Ontology annotation, biological process: axoneme assembly. Gene Ontology annotation, cellular component: axonemal microtubule. NCBI's taxonomy places the organism in Eukaryota, Metazoa, Chordata, Actinopteri, Centrarchiformes, Centrarchidae. The coding region runs from base 28 to 450 and encodes 140 amino acids.
AGGAGCCAAUGAGCAGUGAGUGUUGUGAUGUGUCUCCAUGGUAACGUGUUGUUAGCAACAGUUGUGUUUGGAUCAGUCAUGGAGCAGCAGAGAGUUCAGACCUGCGACGUUUACAGAACCGACCCGAACCUGCCGCACAGGUUCAACAACCCGGACUCCUUCCAGGGCUACAGUCAGAACUUCACUCACCCACUUUAUCGAACGUCAAACCAAACGUACGGCAGCAAGAAGCCAACCGUCCACGAGAUGCAGACCCAGUUCAAAGGGAGCUCCCGUCAGUUCUCGGAGGCGCUGCUGCAGAGCGGGAUGUUCCGCGAUCACGGCUUCAACACGUCUGUGGAGAGGAGCACGGUGAUGGUUUCCACGGCAACCCAGAGCAACAGAGUUAACCUCCAUCGCUGCUAUCACCACGGAAACCAAAGCAACAACCGCGACGGAGACGCCGAGUAAUGACACAGCGAGACGUUUGUUCCAAUAAAAAUCUAAAGUCAUAAAUCUGCGUCCUAAAGCUUUCUGACUCAAAGCAACAAGAGAGGAAGUUAGAGGUUACUGACAGGAAGUGGAACACUUAGCUUACAACGCGAGACGCAGCCACGGCUACACGUGUUGGCAUCACAUUACA